Messenger RNA from Heterotrigona itama, 372 nucleotides. The record is from the annotation of a GenBank genome assembly. Lineage: Eukaryota; Metazoa; Arthropoda; Insecta; Hymenoptera; Apidae.
AUGGUGGAGGAUUCUCGUUGGAUCGUCCGCGAGCGCACGAGACCACAGCCAAGGGUGCAGGAGGGAACGACGGGUGACGCGCGAAAAAAGGACAGUAGGAGCGAAAGAGGUGAAAAAGACGGGAGACACCGUGGGGAAAGAUUCGCGAGAAGGAGACGAGAGACAUUGGGGAGAAAAAGAGGCUGGGCAGGCGAGAAAAGGAUAGGCGAAAAGUGCGAUAUAGACGUUCAUCAGCCACUAGACAGUAGUAGAGUGUUAGUCGACACGUUUGCGUUUUCGAGUCCGUGGGUCCCCGAGGGAAGGAUUCUUCCGUUGAAACUAUUUCUCAGGUGCUCGAUAUUGGCGUUCGCCAAAAUGGCGGCUGUGUGGUAG